This is a messenger RNA of Nomia melanderi (Alkali bee), 3197 nucleotides long. RefSeq names its product viral IAP-associated factor. Gene Ontology annotation, cellular component: cytoplasm. NCBI's taxonomy places the organism in Eukaryota, Metazoa, Arthropoda, Insecta, Hymenoptera, Halictidae. Gene Ontology annotation, biological process: protein folding. The record is from RefSeq and is a predicted model, not a curated record.
GUAUUUAUGUUUCUUAAUCGCACAAACCAAAUCAACACUUAAAUAUUGUAAAACACAAAGCAUUUUAUUUAUUUUAUCACUGUUGUCACAUAUAUAUCAUUUUUUUGUUACUUCUAAAAUUUUAUUACACUUAACAAUCAUACUACCAGAAUAAAGUAUUUUAUUAUCAUAUUACUUGUUUCCACUUUAUGAUUUCCACUACAUUAUUAACACUUUGCAUAUUUCCACAAUUCAUAUUCUAAGAAAUCAAGAAAUUUACACUGACAGAAAAAUUUGUUAAUUUCGUUGUCAACAUACAUGAAAUAUCACAAAAAACAAUUUCACAUACAAAUACACGAUGAAUGGACAAUAUUAUUUAUUUUUUUUUUAUAUUCAGUUUGUAUACAUACAAAUUUUUACAUUUGGACUAACUUUCAUAACUUGACAGCUUUGAUCAAAUCAUUUAAAAGUUGACGAAUCAGAAAAUGAUAAUUAUUAUAUAUUCUAUAGAAAAAUUUAAAUGAUACAGAAAGUCUUACAUGUAUUUUUCAUCGUGAAACGUGUAUAUCCUUUCUUGAAGUGUUUACAUUUUACCCCGUUCAAGGGCGUCUAAUGUUUCUUUCUGGUAUCUUUAAACAUAACCAUAGUUUUCCGGCAAGAUAGUAUACGUACUUUCGAUUGUCGAUCAUGACGGACAGUAGUGUUAGCAGUGUACGUCGCGUGGUGAUCGAGAAUUUACAUUUAAAAAUAUUAAUAUUUUUCCAACUUCUCUUUUAAAAACAUAAAAAUAUUUAUAAAUAACGGCUGUUAUAAUGAAGAUGCUUGAAAGUACAUUCGCGAUUUACAUUUCAAACAUCGGCUUCGUUGGAAAAAUUAGCUGUAAUAAGUGAUACAAAGUAACAGAAAAUGUAUAAUUAGUUAAAUAAUAUACAUUUAAAAAGGAAAAUAGUACCCAAGAGAAAUGUAAAAAUGUUAAAGAAAUGAAAUAGACUAUGGCUGAUUGCCAUGAAGAUUUUUGCAAUUUGAAAUUUGAGAAGUUUGGAACUAUUUAUUAAAACACAAUUUUUUUAAGGAAAAAGCUAAUAUGUCUACUAAAACAUUUAGUCGUAGAAUUCCUAAUAUAUUAAAAAAUAAUCUGAAACCACAAAAAGUUACUGAAGUAACUUUAGAUGAAACAAGUAAAAUUUGUAAUAAUGUCAAAGAAAAUGUACAGAAUUCAUUUAAUCAGAUAACAGUAUUGAGUAAUUCAUCUUCUGAAAAGAAAUGUAUUAAAAAAGGUAACAAAUAUAGAAGAUCAUCUAGUAGAAGAAAACAAGAGCACAGUUUCACAGAUGUAUGGCAAGAAUCACUCAGUUGGAAUAUGUAUUCCUUCAUGGAUGACAAAGGAAACUCGAAAGCUUGCAUUAAAAGAAAAAAAUCCAGAUAUUUCUCCAAAAAACAAAGCAAAAAAUGUGAAGUGCCUACUACUAAAAUUGAGAAGCCAAAAGAAAAUUUAUUGCCUGCAAUAUCACAUGAUAUAUCAACAGAAUUAACAUCUGAAUUUCAUGAUGGUUCUUUUUUGGAAGAAACUGAAGCUGUGGAUUUACAAAAUCCUAUUGAUUUCUCAAGUAAUGAAAUAUUUAGUAACUUUAAUUACAAAUUCCAGGAUGCAAAUGAAAUAACUAGCUUCACAGAGUAUACAAUGGACUCAGAUGAAAUAUUUAAUUCCUUUGGUACAAUGUGUGAUAGUAGAAUUUGUGAAAAAGAAUAUGAUAUAAAUGACAAUGAAAUAGAUACACAUAAAUCACAAUAUGUAACAUCAACAGAGUGUUGGGACAAAGACACACAACUCGUUGAUGAAAAAGAACCAAGCUGUUCAACAGAUUGUUGUAGUUACUGUCUCGAAGACUGUGCUUCACACUGGAUAGCAACCAGUAAAUUAAAACACAUGAUGUCACUGAAAAACAAAUUUCUAUCAGAAAGUUCUGUUACCACAGAAAAUGAUAUAAAUUAUCAAGUCAACACUGGUUAUUCAACUGUUGAUACUUUAGAAGAAGACUUUGAUGAGAAUAGUACAUGUUGGCUAAUAACAUGUACUCCUGAAACUUCUUCAUCAUGUGAAUUACAAGACACUGAAUCAUCUUGUAUCGAUACAAACAAUUGUUACAAUCAACAAGAUAUUAAAAAAGAGACUCUUGAGGAUUUAACUACAAUAGAAAGGAAAGAAUAUAAUGCAUCUACCGAUGACAGUAAUAAUUCUCCUAUUAAGUCGAGCAUGGAUGCAGUUUUCUAUGAGUCUGAUGAAAACAUAAAAGUUAAGUAUCAGGAGGAUACAUUGCAAGAUCAGGAGUAUUCUGAAAAAGAUACAAUUGAUGAAAGGUUCCAGUGUGUGUUAUGUCCCCUAAUGUUUUCCUCGGCCCGCACAUUGGCGGUACACCAGGCAGCAGCACACGGAGGUACGUACGUAAUACUUUGCGAAAGCUGCGGUAGGCUUUUCAAUCGAAAAUAUCAUUUCAAUAGACACUUCAUUCAUUGCGGCCGAUUGAAAGAACCAUACGAAUGCGACAUGUGCAUUAAAGCGUAUAGACACAGAUCGUCUUUAAUUCAACAUUUAAAAGUCUUUCAUGGCGUUCAUUACGCUCGCAAUCAUUCCAAAACAUUCACAUGUAGCGUAUGUAAAAAAAUAUACAGUAAGCUCGGUGCAUUCGAGAAUCACGUAAGACGACAUAAAAAUAAGUGAACAAGUGGUAAGUUACGCUACAUGGGAAAAUCAUUUUUUUAUAUUUGUUUACUUUUUAUUUAGACUUUUAUAGAGAAACCAAAGACAUUAUUAUCAAAGUAUUAUAGGGUAUAGAAAUAUAUGAUUUACGCAAUCGUAUUGCCGCAAUCGUAUUUGAUUUUCAAGAGUAUCGACAGUAAUAGUAACGACAUUGUUUACAACAGUUCAGUACCUAUGAAUUUAGAAAAAGCAAUGCUUUAUGGGAUAUUACUUAUCCUUCUGUAAAUUUAUAAAUUUAAAUUUUUACAGUAUUUACUUACUUGAAGUUCCUUUUAUUUUUACAUAUUUUAUUUUUCAUUAAGUUUAUAUGUUUUUAUUGUUUCUUUAUAAGCGUGUAUUCUUGUUUUUUUAUAUCAUUUGACAAAUAAGCAAUAUUAUGAAUUAGGUUAAAGGAAUUCUGUUUGUUAAUAGAUAUGAAAGUAUCUAGUGUAUGUUAAGAAAUGUAUAUUUUUCUACUGAA